Striga hermonthica is the source of this 749-nucleotide messenger RNA. NCBI's taxonomy places the organism in Eukaryota, Viridiplantae, Streptophyta, Magnoliopsida, Lamiales, Orobanchaceae. The record is from the annotation of a GenBank genome assembly.
GAGACAAUGUUGAUUACGAAUGUUGUUUCGCUACAGGUGACCUAUUUGAUAAUUGUGAUGAAGCUGUUAAAUGGACAAAAGACAUUGCAAUAAUAUGGGGUUUCCAGUUGGUCAUCUCGAGAAAAUUAGAUAACAGAGGAAAAGAGUUGAGGUGUCAUCGAGGGGAACGUUAUAGAGGUACUGCAGGAAAAGUAGGAAAUUUCGUUAAGGCUGUUAUGAGAAAAUCGAAAACAAAAGUGACCGGCUGCCCUUUUAUGAUAAACGUCAAACUUGAUGCAACAUCCAAAAAAUUUUGUAUCUCGGUUCCUUUAUAUGACGAGAAGGGGACGCAUAAUCAUGCAUUUUAUGUGAAUCCCGAGGGUCAGCGACAGAUGAGCGGACUCAGCGAUCCAUCCAGAGAGAUUGUCCGUGUUAUGAGUUCUGCUCAGGCAACACCGGCAGCAAUUCUGGCUGCAAUUCAGGAGAAACACCUUGUGGACAACGUGACUAUCCGACAAGUGUAUAAUCAUAAAGCUAAAUUUCGGAAAGAAAGUUUGGAGGGUAGAGAUGUGGCUGGGCAGCUUCUGCAUUUGGCUACGGUCAGCAACUACAUAGUUUACACUGACGUUGAUUCGAACACACAGGCGUUGACACAUGUGUUUAUGUCGCAUCCACAAACAACCAGUCUAUUCUGGACAUAUUACUGGUAUGUCGGUAUAGAUUCCACGUACAAAACCAACAAGUAUUUUAUGUUACUUUAUAAAUAUACA